AUGAACGACGUCAAACAUUUCGUAUUUUCUUCAGCCACCACCUGUCCUUAUCCAGUAGACCUGGUCUUCCUCCUGGACAGUUCGGAGAGUUUCAGGACGAGCGGUUUCGAGGAUGCAAAAAGCUUCAUCCAGAAAGUAGCCAACUAUUUUACACUCGGAGAAAAUGACACAAGGGUCGGCGUUGUCACGUACAGCAACCGCGACGCGCAGAACACAUGGGUGAAGCUGAAUGAAAAUUACACCAGAGUUGAGCUCUUAACUGAGAUUCGCAACAUUCCUUACGACAGAGGUCACACCUACACUGGACUUGGUCUCGAUCACGUGCGUAAUAACUCAUUUCUUGAGGUAAACGGCCGGCGGAAUUAUACUCUCGACUUUUUGAUCGUUAUUACCGACGAUGAGUCCGAGGAUGACGUGAUCCGUCCGGCACAGUUGGUACGACAGAUGGGCAUCACCGUGUUCGUUGUUGGAGUUGGCCAGGAAAGCGACUUAAGUCAAGCUACUCUAGAGACUAUUGCUGGUACUCCAGACAGGGUAUUCAGGCUGACGGACCAUGAUUUCCUUGUGGAUGACGAGCACCCCAAAUUUAUAAGGGAGUCGAUAUGUAACGCGAGUAACCUGUGCGUCCCAUCCCCGUGUCACACCAACGCCACCUGCCGACUGUUUGGGAGAACCCUCACGUGCACGUGUAACGUGGGAUUCGUUAGAGACGGCCGUGUCACCUGCACAGGUUCGUCACGAUCCUUCAAAUACUGUUGA
Molecule: messenger RNA, 759 nt
Organism: Branchiostoma floridae (Florida lancelet)
Lineage: Eukaryota; Metazoa; Chordata; Leptocardii; Amphioxiformes; Branchiostomatidae
Product: cartilage matrix protein-like
Exons: 2
Coding region: 1-759 (252 amino acids)
Source: RefSeq, a predicted model, not a curated record